CGAUUGGCAGAGCGGAGCUUUCAGGAACAAUAACAGUGGGGGGACCCCCGGCCCGGGGAGCCGCCCCCGCCCCCGGCCCGGCUGCGCGGCUCGCGCCCCGCCGGGUCCCCACCUCCGUGCGGCCGGGCCCGCCCCCGCGCCCACCAUGUACGCCUUUGUGCGGUUCCUGGAGGACAACGUCUGCUACGCGCUGCCCGUGUCGUGCGUGCGCGACUUCAGCCCCCGCUCGCGUCUGGAUUUUGACAACCAGAAGGUGUACGCCGUGUACCGGGGCCCGGAGGAGCUGGGCGCCGGGCCUGAGAGCCCCCCGCGCGCCCCUCGCGACUGGGGUGCGCUGCUGCUGCACAAGGCCCAGAUCCUGGCGCUGGCAGAAGACAAAUCUGACCUUGAAAACAGUGUGAUGCAGAAGAAAAUAAAAAUCCCCAAACUCUCUCUCAAUCACAUAGAAGAAGAUGGGGAGGUUAAAGAUUACGGGGAAGAAGAUUUACAGCUUAGACACAUCAAGAGACCCGAGGGGCGGAAGCCAAGCGACGUGGCACACAAGAGCAUUGAGGCCGUGGUGGCCCGGCUGGAGAAGCAGAACGGCCUGAGCCUGGGCCACAGCACAUGCCCAGAGGAGGUCUUCGUGGAGGCCUCGCCGGGCACGGAGGACAUGGACAGCCUGGAGGACGCCGCCGUGCCCCGGGCUCUGUAUGAGGAGCUGCUGCGCAACUACCAGCAGCAGCAGGAGGAGAUGCGCCACGUGCAGCAGGAGCUGGAGCGGACUCGCAGGCAGCUGGUGCAGCAGGCCAAGAAGCUCAAGGAGUACGGGGCGCUCGUAUCCGAGAUGAAGGAGCUACGCGACCUCAACCGCAGGCUCCAGGACGUGCUGCUCCUGAGGCUCGGCAGCGACAAUCUUCGGGAAGGGGCAGAGCAGAAGGUGGUAUUCAUCACAGGUCGAGUCCACCCAGGGGAAACACCCUCUUCCUUUGUGUGCCAAGGGAUCAUUGACUUCCUCAUAAGCCAGCACCCAAUUGCUCGUGUCCUGCGGGAACACCUGGUCUUCAAGAUUGCACCAAUGCUCAACCCUGAUGGAGUCUACCUGGGCAAUUACAGGUGCUCUCUGAUGGGGUUUGACCUGAACCGUCACUGGCUGGAUCCCUCUCCAUGGGCCCACCCUACCCUGUAUGGGGUAAAACAGCUCAUCAUCCAGAUGUACAAUGACCCAAAGACGAGCCUGGAGUUCUAUAUCGACAUCCACGCCCACUCCACCAUGAUGAAUGGCUUCAUGUACGGCAAUGUCUUUGAGGAUGAGGAGCGCUUCCAGAGGCAGGCCAUCUUCCCCAAGCUGCUCUGCCAGAAUGCUGAGGACUUCUCCUAUUCCAGCACAUCCUUCAACCGGGACGCCGUGAAGGCAGGCACUGGCCGCCGCUUCCUCGGUGGCCUCCUGGACCACACUUCCUCCUGCUACACCCUGGAGGUCUCCUUCUACAGCUACAUCAGCGGGGGCACCACUGCUGCGGUGCCCUAUACCGAGGAAGCCUAUAUGAAGCUGGGGCGGAACGUGGCCAGAACGUUUUUGGAUUAUUAUCGGCUAGACCCCAUGGUUGAGAAAAUGGCGAUUCCCAUGCCAAGGCUGCGGAAAGAAAGACCCCCUCCCUACAAGUACCCACUCCGGCGGGGCCCGACCAGCAGCUAUCCCAUCAGCAAAGGGGACAAGAAGAGCUCAGUGAACCACAAAGACCCUUCAAACUCUUUUUAAGGACAUGAAGUCCUGGGAGGUCUUGUGGAGCAUGCAUUUUCUGCUGGGGCAUAACAUUAAUCACCUUCUAGUUUCCAAGAGAAGGGCUGUGGGAUAAGGAAUAAGCUAGUGAAGAGGAAGGGAGGAAAGUGAGAAAUUUCAUCAUUGAUUUUCCCUUUUACCAAUGGAAAAUCAAUUGUAAGGCUUCAGCUUACAGCUCAGGAACAAAAUAGGAGAUGCAAACCAGGCGAGUACAGAUGCCCCUUUCCCACCACAUAGAGAUGCUCACGGGAAGAGGAAAACCUGCACAUCCCUUUGAGAGGUUGGUCAGAAGUCCGUGCUCUCCGGCCCUUUCCCUGUUGAAGUUGUACAGUUACUACAAAUGGUUACCUUUUAUUUAUUUUUAUUUUUAAUAUAUUUUAUUGAUUUUUUACAGAGAGGAAGGGAGAGGGAUAGAGA
This is a messenger RNA of Myotis myotis, 2179 nucleotides long. RefSeq names its product BEN domain containing 5 (gene BEND5). Gene Ontology annotation, biological process: negative regulation of DNA-templated transcription; proteolysis. The coding region runs from base 146 to 1741 and encodes 531 amino acids. The transcript has 10 exons. Gene Ontology annotation, molecular function: DNA binding; zinc ion binding; metallocarboxypeptidase activity. The record is from RefSeq and is a predicted model, not a curated record. Lineage: Eukaryota; Metazoa; Chordata; Mammalia; Chiroptera; Vespertilionidae.